Molecule: messenger RNA, 1677 nt
Organism: Filobasidium floriforme
Lineage: Eukaryota; Fungi; Basidiomycota; Tremellomycetes; Filobasidiales; Filobasidiaceae
Exons: 3
Coding region: 1-1677 (558 amino acids)
Source: RefSeq, a predicted model, not a curated record
AUGACUCCCAACUAUCUUCAAGUUCCUGAGCCCGGGUAUGAAGGAUCUUUUGCUGCUACCAGUAGUGCUGGCGGUGAUUCGAACGAAAUCGUGGCCAAUCCUCAUCACUCGAAUCGCCGAUCAUGGCCAGGAAUGAGCGCUCACACCCCCAACCGGCUGUCCGUAUCCAGUCAGUUCCCUGAGACAGGCCCCCAACUGUCUGCUUUCGGUUCCAUUGCCACCAACCGGGCCUCUCUUGUGAGCCUGCCGGAUGGACCGAGCAAUCCGCUGUCUUUCAUCUAUUCAGAAACUGGAACCGCUGUCGAGGCGCCAUUGUACGGUGCAGAUUUUUUCGGAGAUCUUUCACAGCUGGAGUCACCUGGCGGAGGAGAAAGUUCAAGGACGGGAUCGAGCUAUGACAAACCCGAAGAUCCAUCUCCGGAUCCGAACAUCCUGGUCAACGCAUCUCUCCAGAGACUCGAAGAGCUGCAAGGACCAUAUAAGAUCUUGAAUCUCGAAUGGCGGAAUGAGUUCCGAGACAUAUUGGCAGUUCCCGAUUCUAUGCCAGACUCUAUUCUUGAGAGGAUAGGCUUAACACAUGAACUCGUCAUGGCAUACAAAGAGAGGCUGGAACCGGUCAGAGAAAUUACUCUGCCGGAAGCGUUUGAGGUCGGUGUAGCUGAGGGUUACUUACAAAGCACGGAGCAGGUACUUGCAAUGUACUGCAAAAUCAACGCGGAUACUAUGUUCAGUCCCAGAUACCAAGUUGACCCAUCGAACAUGUCCGGGUCCCAGGUAGAAGCCAAUCGCCCCGGAAACGCGCUUUCCCCUGGUUCACGCCAUCAGUCUCGAGUUCGCGGGGAAGGAGGCAGGAAUGUCCUCGCUAGCCUCGCUUCAGCUCUGUACCUCUGUCUCACUCACCUCAUAAUGGAUCAUUCAUGGCAGUCUACAACGUGUGACAACUUUACCUCGAAUCAGUCCACCCUACAAGACAUCUCAGCCUGGAAUGCGCCCGCUUCGUCAAUCAUAUAUCAUUCAGCAAAGUCGCAUCUGCUGAGCGAACUAUCGUUCACUGGUCUCUUCCCCCGAACGGCUGAGGAGGAGUCUAAGCAAAGCUGGGAUACUUAUGAUCAAGCAGAAAAGAAGGCAGCAGCGGUAUCUAGACGACGCAAGGAAGCGGAAAAGCCUUUGGAAACCGUCGCCAAGUACGCUGUAACAGAACUCGAGAGGACUUACAACCGUCAAGAACAGCCCUGGGCUGACGGUUGGAAUGAUGUGUUCUCGAAAAUACUUCGGAGUGUCAAACCCAUGCCACCGACGAUACUGUACAUGAUCAGACAUCACCCGGAUGGCAUCAGAACGGUGGGAGCAUUUCAUGAAGAGGAGUCGCGAGUUUUGGGAAUACGCUACCAAGGCGAAUGGGCUCGCGUCACAAAUAACAUCCACUCCUUUCCCUUCAACGAGGCCAUGCGUUACAUUUGGCGUGUCAAACGAGUGCUGCGGAUAUUCUGUGAGACCAGGCACGACCUGAUGGUCUUUUUCACCCCCGAGCAAGCUCUCACGCCGAACGUGUUCACCUAUCCGAAACGCUAUGACCAGGAGGAAUAUCCGGAUAUGUGGGAUGACUCACACAGUGAAGCCAUGGCGCGGAUACCUAUACCAUCAGUGCUCGACGAUCGGUCGAGAAUGUAUUCAUGA